CGAAUAGUGGGGAAUGAGCCGGAAAUAGUCCCUGGGCCUAAAACUUUGGGAAUAGUAAAGAAUUAACGUUAAGCCUUUGGUUGAGCCGCGCAAGUCCAAGCGGCCUCCACCACUCCGAAGUCAGGAUUCAGGGUCGGCCUUCACCACUCCGGAGGCGGAAGCAAACCUCGGAAAGCCGGGGGUCUUGGCAGUGGAGCGGCGAAGUCUUGCUGCCAAGACCAAUGACGAAAUCGGUGGGAAGCUGCUGACAAAAGAAUAGGUCAGCAUAACUAAUAAAUCGUCGCGGGCGGCCUUGGGAGUGAUAUUUAGAUGUACCAUUCACCAAACAUCUGCUUAGAAAAUAUAUUGCAGUACAUGCUCUAGGAAGAUGUUCUUGGGAAGACCCUUCUGGCACCAUUGAGAAGAUCGCAGAAAGUUUGUGCUCGAAAACUAUAUAAACACCACGGCAGGUCCAUGAAGCUCCUUUUCUCCAUUCUAACUUGCGUCACAGCAAUUGUCCUAUUUUACUCCUUCGACGAUAUCAAGAACUUGGCUACCAUUCAGAUUCUCUCGUCUUCGAAGCGAAGCUCUACCACGACGUCUAGAUUAGCUCCAGAAAACAUACUACCUCUUACCCCACCAAUCACACUACAAGCGCUAUCCGACAUGUCCAUACCGCGCGCAAUCCGCACCGCUUUCGUCGCCGUUGAGCAAGCGGAGGGCGCAGGUGCCCGCGUCCGCAGGUCAAUCGGGACUCCUAAAUUGCGAAACUUCAGCCCCUUCCUCCUCCUCGAUCACUUUACAGUCGGAAGCGGCGCCGGGUUCCCAGACCACCCCCACCGAGGUCAGGAGACAAUCACCUACCUCCUAUCCGGAGGCGUCGAUCAUGAAGACUUUGCCGGACACGAGGGCACGAUUGGGCCGGGAGAUCUCCAAUUCAUGACUGCCGGCCGGGGAAUAAUGCAUGCAGAAAUGCCGCACGAGAACCCGGACGGGAGCCCCAAUGUCGGCAUGCAGCUGUGGGUUGACCUGCCUGAGAAGCUGAAGAUGUGCGAGCCUCGAUACCGCGAUCUGCGCGCGGCGGAGAUCCCAGUAGCUGAUGUCGACGAGGGCAAAGUGUCCGUUAAAGUGAUAUCUGGACAAUCGCACGGAGUCGAUUCGGUGCGCGACCUGGCGUACACUCCGGUUUGGAUCUUCGACAUCACCAUGCGCCCCGGGGGGAAGAUUUCACAACUCCUCCCUCAGGGUUGGAAUUCAUUCGCAUACACGCUGAGCGGCACUACGAGGUUUGGCGCAGCCAGUGAAUCUACUAAUACGGCUCCGCCAUCUUCCCUAGCCGACUCCUCUCCUGCUAAGACCGUUGGGCCGUUCCAUAACGUUGUAUUCGACCAGCCUGGUGAUUUUGUGCAGGCUUCGAAUGCAGCAGAGGCCAAGGAGGACUCGCGGUUCAUGCUUAUCGCUGGCCAGCCUCUCAACCAGAAGAUUGUGCAGUACGGCCCGUUCGUGCUGAAUAGUCAGGAGCAGGUGCAGCAGGCUAUGAUAGAUUUCCAGAGCAACUCCAAUGGGUUUGAGAGGGCAAGGGGAUGGCGAAGCGAAAUUGGGAAAAGAAUGGGUUAGGCGUGCGAUUGUUUGAUUUAUUGAUAUAUUGGUAUUUCAAAGGGGUUUUUCUGUCUGGACGACGAAGGCAUGUACUAUGACUUAAACUGAAUGAUGUGUUGUGUUUUACAGCGGAAUUUGUAUAUUUAGCGAUACCUUCAUAUGCAUUGGUAUAACUUCUUCUGAGAAAUGAUAAGAAGUAAUUUUGGUUCAAAUAAAAUAUUGUUUCACUCAUGUAUAUCCCAGUAAAUGGAACUAAAACCAAGAACAAUCAUACAAAUCACGCCUCG
Messenger RNA from Blastomyces dermatitidis ER-3, 1865 nucleotides. RefSeq names its product pirin. Bases 454 to 1596 code for a protein of 380 amino acids. NCBI's taxonomy places the organism in Eukaryota, Fungi, Ascomycota, Eurotiomycetes, Onygenales, Ajellomycetaceae. The record is from RefSeq and is a predicted model, not a curated record. The transcript has a single exon.